Molecule: messenger RNA, 2547 nt
Organism: Cordyceps fumosorosea ARSEF 2679
Lineage: Eukaryota; Fungi; Ascomycota; Sordariomycetes; Hypocreales; Cordycipitaceae
Product: RZZ complex, subunit Zw10
Exons: 3
Coding region: 1-2547 (848 amino acids)
Biological process (GO): mitotic spindle assembly checkpoint signaling; endoplasmic reticulum to Golgi vesicle-mediated transport
Cellular component (GO): RZZ complex
Source: RefSeq, a predicted model, not a curated record
AUGGCUGCAGCGAUGGAACCCAUCAAGAUUGCCGAUGCUAUCAUGGCAUUCGCGCUAAGCGGUCGCUUUCCUGAAGAUGCCGACGCUCUGCCGCCCCUCUCCGGUACCGACCUGCAGCCCGCCAUUGACAGCCUGAACCGCGCAGCGGCAGAGCUUGAAACCGAGAUUCAUCAAAUAAACGAAGAAACAAAAGACGACGUCACCGUCUGGGCGAAGAAUGCGAAAUCGUUACAGGAAGACAUUAUACGCUCCAAGACCAUGGCAAACGAGAUUACCCGCCAAUCCGAGGCUCCGGACGUAUCCGGCGAAGCGAUUUCUGAUGCGGAAGAAAAGAUCGAAUUCAUAAACCGCGAGGUCCAGUAUAGCCAUCAACUACACCAAGUCUUGCGCAGCCUCAAGAGAGUCUCUGAGCUACUGAAUCAGGUCGAGCAUGCGCUUGCUGACAAGCGCAUCCUGGAAUCUCUGCGCUUUCUGGAAGAGUCGUGGGCCGCUCUAGACAAUGUGAAUGCGCCGCGGUCGUGUCGUGCGAUGCGCCUCCUCGAUAUUCGCGCCUUUGAGCUGAAGUCGUCCGCAUAUCAAGUCUUUGACCAAAUAUGGAAAUCCAUGGUCAAUGUCGACGUUGACGCGUCGAAAAUCAUCAUUCGCGACACAUAUGCGGAUGGCAGAAUGUCUCUCGCCGACUCUGUCAUCGGACUAAAAGCAUUCAAGGAAGUGGACGAGCGUUUGGAGCAGCUGUGGCACAAUCUCAACUCAUCCAUCGUCUCUCCGCGCAUGGACUUCCAAGCCACGUCACUCAAGAGCAUUUCUGCCGAUGUCGACGAGCUCAGCUUAUCUGGGACAGCUGAUCACUCCAUUGAUAACCUGUUAACAGACCUGGAGACAAUCUUUGUGUUUGUGGCAAAAAAGCUGCCGGCUGAUUUAUUACCAAACUUCUCCAGCCAAAUGGUUGCAGAUGUGAUACCGAAACUCCUCGAUGACUGGCUGGACACAAUUGUUCCAUCAUCUCUACAGAAUAUGGACACGUUCCAACACGCCAUUCAACGAACAGAGCAAUUCUGCACGACGUUAAACGCAAACGGAUAUACCGGCCUGGAACGAAUCUCUACGUGGGCUGAAAAGGCGCCAAUGACAUGGCUCGGAAAGUGUCGCGACACUGCGCUCGACGGUGUGCGAAACAGGCUCGCCGGCGGUAUCGGAGCUCCCAAGCAGGUUGAAAAGAUUGAAAAGCACAUGGUGACUAUCGCAGAAGGCAAAGAGCUUGCCACAACAGGCGCUGGCGCCGCAGCGGAUACUACUGAUUGGAACGAGGACUGGGGUGAUGCUUGGAAUGAAGAGGACCCGACAGCCGGGAAGGCUCAAGAAACCGACAAUAUGCCAGCGGAUGACGACGACGGCACCGAUGCCUGGGGCGGCUGGGGCGAGAGCGCGGAUCACGCCCCAGAGGCUACCGCGGCUGACGCAGCUGGGGAUGAUGACGGAGCGGACGCCUGGGGGUGGGACGAUGAUGCAGCUGCUGAACCUGAGCCAGCGCAGACCGUCCAGUCAACGCCUGCCAAGAGCGUCGCGAGACCGAAGCCAAGAGGCGACGAGACUCGAGAACUUAUCCUCAAAGAAACAUAUAGCAUCUCUUCCAUGCCAGAGCUCGUGUUGGAGCUCAUUUCCUCAAUAUUGGACGAUGGCAUGAUACUCACAAAGGAGGACGGGGCGUAUAACCUCGUGGCUGGAACAGCACCUGGUCUCUUUGGCCUACCAACCUUUGCUUUGGCGUUGUUCAGAGCGAUUUCGCCUCACUAUUACUCUCUUGUUGAGGGUGGCAACAUGUAUUUAUAUAAUGACGCCAUGUAUCUGGCUGAGAAGCUGGGUGAAUUCAGUGCCAAUUGGAAGGAACGCGAGGAUGUGACCCCCCGGGCAAAAGCCAUGCUUCGCCUCGACAAUGACAUCAAAACUUUGCGCAGCUUUGCGAAUCGCAGCUACGCUGCGGAGAUGAGCAUUCAACGGACCAUACUGGGGGAUUUGUUGGGUGACUCGCAAAGUCUACUGCAGCAGGACGAAAUGGAAUCAGCUGUGGAAGCUGGGACGACGCGCAUACGAACAAUGGCCAGCACUUGGGAGCCGAUUCUCGCACGGUCCGUCUGGUCGCAAGCCAUUGGUUCGCUCGCGGACACGAUGGCCAGCCGGCUCAUCAGUGACGUUCUCGAGAUGAGCUCGAUUGGCCAGGACGACGCCUACAGCAUCGCCAAGCUCAUAUCGACGGCGACGGAGCUGGACGACCUCUUCCUGCCCAGCAAGCUCGGCGACACGGCGCCGAGCGAGGACGAGGUGCCGACGACGGCGCAGUACGCGCCCAACUGGCUGCGUCUCAAGUACCUUAGCGAGGUAUUGCAGAGCAACCUGAACGAGGUCAAGUAUCUGUGGUGCGACAGCGAGUUGAGCCUCUACUUUACGGUGGACGAGGUGGUGGACCUGAUCAGGGCGAGUUUCGAGGAGAACGCGAGGACGCGGGACACGAUUCGCGAGAUUCGUGCCAAGAAGCCGCUGUCCGCAUAA